This is a messenger RNA of Pseudoliparis swirei, 597 nucleotides long. RefSeq names its product monocyte chemotactic protein 1B-like. Gene Ontology annotation, molecular function: chemokine activity; CCR chemokine receptor binding. The record is from RefSeq and is a predicted model, not a curated record. The transcript has 3 exons. Gene Ontology annotation, biological process: chemokine-mediated signaling pathway; cellular response to type II interferon; positive regulation of ERK1 and ERK2 cascade. Bases 25 to 348 code for a protein of 107 amino acids. Lineage: Eukaryota; Metazoa; Chordata; Actinopteri; Perciformes; Liparidae. Gene Ontology annotation, cellular component: extracellular region.
AUCAAUGUUAGCCAGAGACAAGCAAUGGCAACUUCUGCUCUUGUCUCACUUCUUCUUUUGACUAUCGCGGCGUCCACAGCCUCGGCUCAAGGUGGGAUAGCCAGUUGUUGUCUAAAACUUUCAGACACUGAAAUCCAGCGUGUCCGCCUGAAGAGUUACUACCACCAGUACGCACCGCCAUGCCCGAUACGCGCCAUUGUAUUCACAAGUCUGAAAGGCAAGAGGAUCUGCGGUGACCCUGGGAAAGUGUGGACGAAGACCAGCAUGGCCUACCUAAACAGAAGAAACUGGCAACUCCAACAAGCUACACCCAAACACCAUCGCUCACACAUUUUGUAUAAAAAUUAAAAGGCCAUUGCGCCCAAUUUCUAUUCUACCAUUUGAGUUCCAACGACUUUUGAAUGUUUUCAUAUUUACUGCUUACUACUAUAUAAGUCCUUAACUAAUUUUAGUUAAGUGAAGUAAUAGCUGUAAUGUUUAUCAAAAGGGAUAAUUUUCAACGAUGUGUUUGUUUGAUGACUGUAAAUAUAUAAUUAAUACUUUGAUUAUACAAUGAUUCGAAGUCAAUUGCUCAAUAAAAAUGGCCACUAUGUCACA